Corticium candelabrum is the source of this 624-nucleotide messenger RNA. RefSeq lists its product as uncharacterized. The record is from RefSeq and is a predicted model, not a curated record. The transcript has a single exon. Gene Ontology annotation, biological process: DNA integration. The coding region runs from base 1 to 624 and encodes 207 amino acids. Lineage: Eukaryota; Metazoa; Porifera; Homoscleromorpha; Homosclerophorida; Plakinidae. Gene Ontology annotation, molecular function: nucleic acid binding.
AUGGUACGCAAUUGCGAUGCGUGUGCCUUACACAGAAAUAGCCUUACAACAGUUCCUCUUCAUCCGUGGGAAUUUCCAGACAGACCUUGGCAACGUUUACACCUUGAUUUUGCGGGGUUGUUCAAGAAUUUUAUGUGGCUCAUAGUUGUCGAUGCCCAUUCAAAAUCGCCAGAGGUUUUUAAAUAUCACGUUAGAUCAAGCGGAACAAAGCAAGUAAUAUCGUCAUUAAAACACCUAAUUGCGAGUUUUGGAAUUCCAAAGCAAAUCGUCACCGACAAUGGCCCUCAGUUUGUGGCGAAAGAGUUUAAGGAUUUUUGUAAUCAGCAAGGAAUCUUUCACAGUUUAACACCUCGUUACCACCCUAAAAGUAAUGGACAAGCAGAAAGAUUCAUUCAGUCGUUUAGGAGAGCAGUCCGAAAAGGAUUAGAAACACCAGGAGCGAGACUGCAAGACGUUGUUACUGACUUUCUCGUGGUAACCAGGAGUACAGAACAUAACACUACUGGGGACUCUCCAUCCAAACUUCUAUUGGGUAGAGAACUUCGAUGUUCUCUCGAUUUGCUAGUGCCAGAAUUACCUGCCCAUCAAGAUCAGACUAAGCAGUUACUGAAACGCAAAGUUUAA